Messenger RNA from Ananas comosus (pineapple), 921 nucleotides. Its product is annotated as universal stress protein PHOS32-like. The transcript is spliced from 5 exons. The record is from RefSeq and is a predicted model, not a curated record. Lineage: Eukaryota; Viridiplantae; Streptophyta; Magnoliopsida; Poales; Bromeliaceae. The coding region runs from base 225 to 734 and encodes 169 amino acids.
AUAUUCCAUGGAAAAAAAAAAACAGCAAGUGGUCCAGAAAAAGCAAAGUCGUUGCCGUAUUCUAACAACUUGCUCAAUUAUCUUCUUCUUAUCUCUUAUUAAAAACAGGAGCUUUAAUUUGCUUGUAUGUUCUACACAUUUAUUCUCCUCUCAAUCUCUUUAGAUCUAAACAAAAUAGUGUAGUAGUAAAAAGAGAGAAAGACUAGGGAGGUCGGCGAAGGGCGAUGGCUGCGGCAGAGCACGGGGACGGUCGGAGGGUGGGGGCGGCGCUGGACUUCUCGCGGUGCAGCAAGGCGGCGCUGCGGUGGGCGGCGGAGAACGCGCUGCGGGCCGGCGACCACCUCAUCGUCGUCCACGUCCAGAAGGAGGCCCGCUCCGACCUGGGCGAGUCCCUCCUCUGGCAGGACACCGGAUCACCUUAUAUCCCACUGUCCGAAUUAUCUGAAGCUGGGACAGCAAAGAAGUAUGGAGUGAAGGUUGAUGCUGAAACAUUGGAUAUACUUAACACAAUCUCAAAGGACAAAGAGGUCCAGGUUAUCAUGAAAAUAUACUGGGGAGAUGCACGCGAAAAGAUCUGCGAAGCGAUCAACAACAUCCCCCUGAGCUACCUUAUUAUCGGAAAUCGGGGUUUCAGCAAGAUCAAGAGGAUACUUCUGGGGAGUGUGAGUGAAUAUGUGGUGAGCAAUGCUACAUGUCCAGUAACAGUUAUUAAAAGCUUUGAUCAGGAAGGCUAAUCCUUCUAUUUUCGCGGUUUUCGCUCUUUCGUUAUAUAAAUUUUAAGUUGGUUUUGAGCUCAUUAAUUAUUUCCUAUAAACUUUGUAUCAUGAGACAUUUUUACUAAGUACAUUGUGGUUAUUGGUGUAUGUAUGUGUUGAAAUGUAAUGUUGAGAUAAAUAAAUGGAACCUCAUUAUUUUUCUCCA